AUAACACGGGCGUCUGUUCUCCACCGGCCCUGCGAAACUGAAACAAAGCGCAACCCUAAUCGAUCGAUCGGAUCGGGGGAAUGGCGAGCUCGUACGACUACGACGACGGCUCCCUCGAGUCCCGGUACGGGCGCCCGCCGUCGGCCGGCCAUGGAGGCGCCUCCACGGAUCUGAGCUACGACCCCAACUUCGUGCCGGACUCGGUGAAGACCUUCGUCGUCCACCUCUACCGCCACAUCCGGGAGAAGAACGUGUACGAGAUUCACCAGAUGUACGAGGGCAGCUUCCAGCGCCUCAGCGACCGUAUGUUCCGAGACAACCCCUGGCCCUCCGUCGAGGCCAUCGCCCCCUACGUCGACAACGACCAUGUCUUCUGUCUCCUAUACCGCGAGAUGUGGUUCCGCCACGUCUACGCUCGGCUCUCUCCCACGGGUCGGCAGCGGGUGGAGUCGUGGGAUAACUACUGUAGCCUCUUCGGAGUCGUGCUCCACGGGGUCGUCAACAUGCAGCUUCCCAACCAGUGGCUGUGGGAUAUGGUGGAUGAGUUCGUCUACCAGUUCCAGUCAUUCUGCCAGUAUCGGGCCAAGCUCAAGAGCAAGACAGAGGAGGAGCUGCAACUGCUUCAGCAGUACGAUCAGGCAUGGAAUGUGUAUGGGGUGCUUAAUUACUUGCAAGCUCUGGUGGAGAAAUCAGCUAUCAUUGAAAUCUUGGAAAGGGAGAAAGAAGGCCUAGAACAAUUCACUGCUACUGAUGGUUAUGAUUAUGAAGGUGGAACCAGCAAUGUCCUAAAAAUGUUAGGUUAUUACAGCAUGAUUGGGCUGCUGAGGGUCCAUUGCCUUUUGGGAGAUUAUCAUACCGGGUUAAAGUGUUUGGCUCCGAUCGACAUUAGUCAACAAGGUGUUUACAAUGUUGUGAUUGGGAGUCACAUAUCCACCAUAUAUCACUACGGGUUUGCAAACUUAAUGCUACGGAGGUAUGCUGAAGCAAUUCGUGAGUUCAAUAAGAUCCUACUGUAUAUUCUUAAAUUCAAGCAGUAUCAUCAGAAAUCGCCACAAUAUGAUCAGAUACUGAAGAAAAAUGAACAGAUGUAUGCCUUAUUGGCUAUUUGCCUUUCUUUGUGCCCGCAAAUCAAUCUUGUUGAAGAGAAUGUGAAUUCACAGUUGAGGGAUAAGUACAAUGAGAAGAUGACAAAGAUGCUGAGGUAUGAUGAUGAAGCAUAUGCUGUGUAUGAUGAACUUUUCACAUAUGCCUGCCCCAAAUUCAUUACUCCAUCGGCUCCAGUUUUGGAGGAACCUCUUACGAAUUACAACCAGGAUGCUUACAGACUUCAGUUGAAGUUGUUUCUUUAUGAAGUGAAGCAACAGCAGUUGCUGUCUGGUGUCCGCAGUUUCUUGAAGUUGUACUCCACCAUAUCGAUUGGGAAACUUGCUGCAUAUAUGGAGGUGGAUGAACCCACUUUGAGAACCAUCUUGAUGACAUACAAACACAAGAUGCAUGCAGUUGAUAGUGAUGGGAAGAUCAUUCCUAAUGCAGAUUUGGACUACUAUAUUAGUGAGGACAUCGUUCAUGUCGUGGAGUCCAAACCAAUAAAGCGCUAUAGUGAUUACUUUUUGCGCCAAGUCUUAAAGUUUGAGGAGAUGAUCAGUGAACUGGACAGAAUAAAACUGGACUAGUUCUACUAUGCAUACGGUGCUUUUUCCCAUCCCUCAACAAGUUCACUAUAUGUCCUCUUUUUCGCUGCAAUGUGAUGUUUUGGUUUAAAAAAUUCAGUGCCAUUUUUAUUGCCUUUUGCAUUCUUAAAGCUGCUGAGCCCCAUACUCCUUAAAUUGGUUGAUUCAUGGGGCUUAGUGAUUUCAUGUGAACUUCAUUAUUUCUAGAUGUUUUGUUGAAAGUAGAAUCACAUCAAGCAAAAUGCUGAUUACGUCUCAUGAAUCAGUGUAUGCUAUGGGUGAGUUUUAGGUCACAAAACUGUUCAUUUGUCAGAGAUAAAUUCAUUGUAUUGUGGUGUUAAUCAAGCAAUGAAGUACGCCAUAUGCCACCGAUGCCCAUGGAAUCGCUCAAUUAAAUGUCCAUUGAAACAGUUCGGGGGCAACUUCAUCCUUCCAGCUUGUAGUUCAUUCAUGUGUAGAAUUUGAUCUUGUGACUAUUUGUUGGUGCAAGAUGAUAUAGUUGUUUGCUUGGUGUUAGCUAUUGAUGUAUCUAUUGUUUACUCAUUGUUUA
This is a messenger RNA of Musa acuminata subsp. malaccensis (wild Malaysian banana), 2220 nucleotides long. RefSeq lists its product as uncharacterized. Gene Ontology annotation, cellular component: eukaryotic translation initiation factor 3 complex; cytoplasm. Gene Ontology annotation, molecular function: translation initiation factor activity. NCBI's taxonomy places the organism in Eukaryota, Viridiplantae, Streptophyta, Magnoliopsida, Zingiberales, Musaceae. Gene Ontology annotation, biological process: translational initiation. The record is from RefSeq and is a predicted model, not a curated record.